AUGAAUUUGGAUUGGAUAAAUGCAAUGUGUUAUGAUUAUCAUGGGUCAUGGGAUGUCAGUUCAACUGGGACCCUAGCUGCGUUAUAUGACCCAAAUAGCAACGUGAGCAGAAGUGACGGGCUAGAAUCAUGGAUCAAGGCUAGGAUCCAUCGAGAAAAGUUGGUGAUGGGGUUGCCAUUAUAUGGUCGGAGAUGGAAACUAAAGAAUCCAUCUGUGCAUGGUAUCGGAGCUCCAGCUGUGGGAUUAAGGCCGGGAAAUGAAGGAGCAAUGCUUUACUCAGAAGUGCAAGAGUUCAAUGCCCAAAGUAAUGCCAAGGUGGUGUUAGACACGCAAACCGUAUCUUAUUAUUCUUUCGCAGGAACCUCUUGGAUUGGAUAUGACGGUGUUAGAUCGCUUCGGAAACAUGGACUCAUUGAAACCCCAUGGAGGGCAAGUGGACCCAGGAAUGAAAUGUGGAUCAUUGAGUUUCUUGUUUGA
Molecule: messenger RNA, 477 nt
Organism: Helianthus annuus (common sunflower)
Lineage: Eukaryota; Viridiplantae; Streptophyta; Magnoliopsida; Asterales; Asteraceae
Product: class V chitinase CHIT5a
Exons: 2
Coding region: 1-477 (158 amino acids)
Biological process (GO): chitin catabolic process; carbohydrate metabolic process
Cellular component (GO): extracellular region
Molecular function (GO): chitinase activity; chitin binding
Source: RefSeq, a predicted model, not a curated record